AUGACUCUACACAAUGCUGUCACCACCAUCAGACACACAAUAGAAAACAUUGACCAGACGAUCCUCACCGAACGCGAGCGCAAAGCACUCUUGGAGCUCAACGACUCUGGAAGAUUCAAAUGCAACAGAUUGCAAUGCUCCAAGUUUUCUGAGGGGUUUCCCGAGCGAGAUGAGCGAGAGCGCCACAUCUCGAACCAUGAAAGGCCUUAUAAGUGCUCUGUACCAGAUUGCUUCGCCUCACGAGUUGAGUAUACCUCACAAAGGGAUCUUGACAAUCAUUAUAAGCGAUUUUUAUUCGGCCGUAAUCUUAAGCAAGUCAACUUCUUUGUGGAAGCUGGGCAUCCCGUUGAUGAGCCAGACAUAACAGGCGGAGCCAUAACUGCGCUAGUGAUUGCGGCGCUAGGUCGACACGCAAGUGUCUGUCAAUAUUUGUUACGACGGGGCGCGAAUGCAUACAAGACACGUCUCGCCAUAUCAGCCCUCGAGAAGGCGAUCAGGAACGAAGACCUUGAGAUAGUCCGACUCUUUCUUGAUUGGCAUGCCGAGUUGGCAGCUAACAUUAGCCAUCUCGCAAACCGAUGCUCGGCAUUGCGUAUUGCCAUCAUGAUUGGGAAUCUCGAACUGUUUGAAACGUUGCUGGGGUACUUUAGGCAAAACCUCAACUUAACUGACAUAACCAGUGUGAUAAACAUUUUAAGACUCAGGACUACCGCCAGGGAUAAAGCCUUGUUGCGGAAUACACUCUGCCGCAUCACCACCCAGGUAUCCUGUCUACAUAGGAUUGUCAAAGAAUUAUUUCCGCAGUUAUACGACCCGGUACAUCAAUCACCCCAACUCUUACCCCUCCACAUUCUGGAACGAUCACAUUUCCACGUCCUCGAGAGCCUGCGAAGCGCGGUGGUGUUGAGCUACGGAUCCCGCGGAUCUCGGCCCAAUAUUCAUGAAAGUUGCCAUAAGAAGCGAUACUUCGUGGCUGAAUUCCUUCUCGACCUCCUCCACUCCCAACGUUUGCUGGAGCGUGAUUCCUUCGGCCUUACCCCUUUGGAGACUUUAGCUUUCGAAUUAGAACCCAUUGACGAGGCUUUGCCCGGCCGCCUCGUUAGCCUCUCUCUCGCAUCUUGGAUAUAA
Podospora anserina S mat+ is the source of this 1128-nucleotide messenger RNA. RefSeq lists its product as uncharacterized. The transcript has 2 exons. Gene Ontology annotation, molecular function: protein binding. Bases 1 to 1128 code for a protein of 375 amino acids. Lineage: Eukaryota; Fungi; Ascomycota; Sordariomycetes; Sordariales; Podosporaceae. The record is from RefSeq and is a predicted model, not a curated record.